CUCUUCGCCUUGCACCCCGCAGGCCUGAGAAGUGGACAUUUGUCCUGUGCCCUGUGGGAAGGACCCGGAGUCCAGAGUCUCAGACCGUCCGCAGUCCACGGUGUGCCUCAUCUCAAGGCCACGCCUGCUUGAAGACCGUCAAGGCCGGCCAUGGCCCGCGUGUUCGUGUACGGGACGCUGAAGCGGGGCCAGCCCAACCACGGCGUGCUGCUGGACGGCGCCCACGGCAGCGCGGCCUUCCAGGGCCGGGCCCGCACGCUGGAGCCCUACCCGCUGGUGAUCGCCGGGGAGCACAACACCCCCUACCUGCUGCAGCUCCCGGGCAGGGGCCGCCGCGUGGCCGGGGAGGUCUACGCCGUGGACGAGCAGAUGCUGCGCUUCCUGGACGGCUUCGAGGACUGCCCCGACAGGUACCAGCGCACGCCGGCCACCGUCGUGCUGGAGGGCGAGGGCGCGGCCGGGGGCGCGCAGGUGCGCUGCUUCCUGUACAGCACGGCCACCUUCCCGCCCGAGUGGGCCCGCCUGCCCUGCCACGACGACUACGACUCCCAGGGGGCCCACGGGCUGCGCUACAACCCCCGGGAGUGCCGCUGAGGGGCGCGCCGGCGGCGGGGUCCCCUGAGGCGGCCACCCCCCAGGCGCCGGUGACGCCCUUCGAAACAAAUGCGUGGCCUGCGGGAACGAGAAGCUUUCUGUGCAGCUGAUCACACAGAUGACUCCGACGCGCGCUCACGAGAGGGUGACCCCUCGACACCCCUGCGCGGCUCGCUGCUUCCAGAUCCCGGCCUGACUGUGCCGGAGAAGGAAGACGCAGGGUUUAUCCCCCAAGUGACAUUUAGAGAGGGCACCUGUCCUCACUGCCACUUUCCCCCUGCCUUGCUCUGAUCUGAAGGUGACAUUUCGCGCGACCCUGACAGCUGCUACUCACUGCGGCCGGUGCCAGGGGAAGAGUCGAGGAAAAGCCGGUGUCGGUGCCCCAGCCCAAUAAAAGAGCUGUCUCGGAGUGGGCGCAGUGGCGUUCUUCUCAGGAUGCGGGUCGAGCCGAAACGGGGACUGCUAAAGACAAUCACGUAAAAUUAAACUCGCUGUUCUGGGAAAUAUAAAAACGUUGGGGAAUCACGGGCGUUGGGGCGCGUCUGUAUAUCUGCUGGAAGGCUCUCCGUGCCAGGCAGCGGGCUAGGGAGUGCCCAUUGCUGAGACGCAGCUGAACCCCAGGCCCAGAUGAAAGCACCCCCAGUGCAGCGCACGGCAGAGGCGCCAGGGCAGCGGCAUUUGGGGGUGGCCUUUGGAGCAGAACCAGCACAUCGGUGACCUGGCCUCAGGCCCGACGGGAAGCUUAGCUUCCAAACACAAACAGCGCUUCAAAUAAUUCCAGCAGGGCACGGAGUGCCCAUCGCUGCCCACCGCCGUCUGCCG
Molecule: messenger RNA, 1416 nt
Organism: Condylura cristata (star-nosed mole)
Lineage: Eukaryota; Metazoa; Chordata; Mammalia; Eulipotyphla; Talpidae
Gene: GGACT
Product: gamma-glutamylamine cyclotransferase
Exons: 2
Coding region: 151-594 (147 amino acids)
Molecular function (GO): gamma-glutamylaminecyclotransferase activity
Source: RefSeq, a predicted model, not a curated record